Messenger RNA from Schistosoma curassoni, 1773 nucleotides. The record is from the annotation of a GenBank genome assembly. NCBI's taxonomy places the organism in Eukaryota, Metazoa, Platyhelminthes, Trematoda, Strigeidida, Schistosomatidae.
AUGAUUCUGAAGCCUGUAAUGUUGGUCACCGUUUUCGUCUUGAACAUACUUCUUCGAACGGUUCACAGUUUUGCCUACAGCCAAAUAGAAGGUGUUACCGUCCUGCAUCCCGAAGAUUUCGACAACAAAACAUCGGAGGGAAUCUGGCUCGUGAUUUUCUAUCGCAAGACUUGUGGACACUGUAUAAGCUACUCUAAACCUUUUUCCCAAUUCUGCCGCUCUGUAAAAAAUUGGAAUUGGGCACUUCAUCUCGGAUCUGUGGAUUGUGAAGAUCAAACUAAUAUGGAUUUAUGUUAUCGUUUCAAAGUACAAGGAGUUCCCACUCUUAGGUUCCUGUCCACGAAAAAUAGUAAACAAACGUCCGAAGAAAUUCCAGCUGAGUGGAACAUGACAUUACUGCGGAAAAGCAUUGCCUCUAAGUUAGUAAAUGUCUCUGCUCUUCAACUCCCAAGGGACUUAGCAGUUAAUGAUCCAAUAAUUGUUACAGGUAGUGAUAUAGAAGUAAACGCUCUGCUGUUACUGGAUUAUAGUCUCCUUCUAAAACGAGAGAUCCAAAGCGUAGUAAAACCAGGCUUAAAGGAAAUAGAUGUCACGAAUCGUCUUUCUGGUGAAGUAAUUGUUAAGGGACCCGAGGAACAGGUUAGGAUGGUACUUGAACGAAUCGCAGGUAGUGAACCAAGGUUGGAAGAAAACAGUCAGCCAGAAAUAGAUGUUAAAACAACACCAAUCCAAGUUAAAUAUCCACCGGUUUACGCGGUUGACAUCUAUCGGUCACUAAGUAUGCUACUACAGUCUGACGUUGGUGCAAGUGAUAAAAUUGAGGGACCAGCCUUAGAAGCUCUUAAAGAAUUUUUGGACAUGUUAUACGAGAUUCUUCCGGCUUCUCAGGAAUAUAAAGCUCACCUGUCUGAAAUUUCCGUUUGGUUAAAUUCUAAAACAAGUAUUACGGGUCAAGAAUGGAUUGCGUAUCUUGAAGGAAUUCAAUUCCCUACAUAUAAAGGACCAUUUGUAGCGUGUAAUGGAAGCAAACCACAUUUUCGAGGAUAUCCAUGCGGUUUAUGGACUUUAUUUCAUGCAUUAACGGUAGAGCAAUAUCUGUUAUCAUCCUCCGGUCCAGACCAUCAAGUAGAUUCAGUCGCUCAUGCUUUAAAUCGUUUCGUCCCCCAGUUCUUUUCAUGCUCAUACUGUGCAUUUCAUUUUGCAUUGAAUACAGCAAACGUAGUAAGACCAGGGGAAUCUGUCUUACCGGAAAAUCGUGUUACUCCUAAUCCACAUGAACUAGUGCUUAAUGAAUCAGUUAUUCCUACUUUACCUAAAGCUCCAGAGACUCCUAGAGAUACUGUAUUAUGGUUGAAUAUAUUACAUAAUCGUGUAAAUAAACAUUUAGCUGGUCAACCAUCAGAAGAUCCAACUGCACCUAAAAUUCAAUUCCCACCGUCUUAUUUAUGUCCUGCCUGUUGGUCACAGAGUUCAACAGGUGAAUUGGAAUUAGGUAAAACUCCAGAGACCGAGGAAUCAUUGUUUCAAUUCCUUGUUGAGCGAUAUCGUGCAUCAUCUUGGAAGUAUGUGGAUUUACCUACAGUAUUCAUAACUAACGCUGUGGAGUUAAAAACUGAACAACCAGUUCCCGAUCUGUUAAUAAUAUCCAUUAUUUCCGUUGUACUUACAAUAUUAGCAGCUGUCAUUUUACUUGCUGGUUUACGUUUCCUGUGUCGUCGUCGUAGAUUGUUCCGUCGAAGACGAGGACAGUAUACAGGUGGACAGUCAGUCUAA